UUAGUAUUAUUUGCAUUGUGUUCUGGCACGAUCACGAUUUUUUGAGUGGACGUGACGUCAAGUAUGAAACUCAGUUAUCUGCGGGUUUUCAAAAUGUAUUUAGAACUAGGAGUCGGGUGUAUCGUGCUCUGAUAUCUUUAUAAUAGAUGACCGAGAAUAAAUUUCGGCAUUGUGAUUUAUUCGCGUUCGUAUAACGACGAGGAUUGGUGGUUUUUUUUUUUUUGCUAUCUUGUAUAGUGUGAGAAGGAAUCGUAAUAUAACGACGAAAGAUAUCGCACCGGAAACAAAUUGCCAAGAUGAAGUUUCCUUGUAUUUUGAGUAUUUGCUUUGUAAUCGUACUGAAUGUUAACGCUGUAACUUGGCCGGAUCCGAAGAAUUUUCGUUUAACCGAUUAUAUAAAUUAUUCGCCUCGAACGAAUGUUGCAUCCAACGCUGUAAAUAAUUGGAAACCGAAAAGUUUUCGUCAAAAUUCCAACCCAGGAGAACAAUCAACUCAAAAUAAUUGUUUAACGGAUACGCAAAAGCGUAUUACUAAAGGUAUCAAUAGACUGGCAGUUGGUUUAGAUUACAUGCUUUCUAAAUCCAAUCCAAAUGGAAAUAUUUUAGUAGCUCCGAUAAACGUUUUCAAAACACUGGCCACCGUCAUGCUAGGUACAGCGGGAGAUACUGAAAAAGAAUUAUUAAAAAUGCUCAGCGGUCUAAUCUUAGGGCGAAAGAUAACCGAAGGAACGGAAGCGUUUCACAAAGAGAUGGGUAAACUGUUAGCCAAAGUAACCGAUAUUGAUCCGGGAGUUAAAUUCGGUACGAAUAUAAACAUCGCUGGCGGAGUAUUCGUACAAAAAGGUUUUCAAAUAAAGCAACGAUUUAUCGAAAUGGCUAAAAGUAUUUAUAGGAGCGACGUCACCGAAUUGGAUUUCCUUAACGAUGGUACGAAUUCUGCAAUUGCUGUUAACAAUUGGGUAGCCAAUCAUACCGAGAACAGGAUUAAAGAACUAAUUCAACCACCUAUCGAUCCGACCACUAAAUUAAUCGUAGCUGGAGCUUUGUACUUUAACGGCGAUUGGGAGUUUCCAUUUUUCCUCAAAGCAACCAAAUGGCAACCAUUUUACUUGGGAGAUGGUAAAGAUGAAACUAACACAGUUCAAGUACAAAUGAUGGUUGGUCAAGCUUUGAUUCCGUACUACGAAGAUAAAGAAGUCGGUUACCAAGCGAUCGGUUUACCCUACAAAAACAGAUCAGUUUACAUGUACGUUGUGUUACCGAGACAAAAUACGAGUUUAAAGCAACUUACCACCAGAUUCAUGCAUAACGACUUCACCAACAUCGUCGAAAAAUCCAAACCGUCCGAAGUAUUCUACGUGAUGCCAAAAAUGCAACUCGAAAACAAGAUUAAUUUGAGAUCGCCGUUAGAGUAUUUAGGAGUUCGAUCUCUGUUCAAUCCGUCCAAAGCUAAUUUUACUAAUAUCGCAGACGCGCAGAUAUACGCUUCGGAAAUUCUACAUAAAGUCGAGAUGGAUGUAAAUGAAAUCGGUACGACAGCCAGCGCAGCUACUGCUACCACCGUGAAUAGAGGCGGGUAUAUUAAUUUCAGGGCGGAUAGGCCUUUCUUCCUUUUUAUAUACAAUGUUAAAGCCGAAGUCAUGACAUUUUGGGCUAGCAUUCAGAAACCUACUCCUUUUCAGUGAGUAAUUUUAAAGUAAAACGAUCUUUUAACUCGAUUAAAUCGUGAUUGAGCAGUAUUUUCUGACGAGAGAUAUGCUUCUGCGGUGCAUCAGAGAAAUUUGAUUAUUUCCUACGAAUACCAAACUUACCGUUAUUUUUUUAUAUUAAGCGUAUUUUUUACACGAGACGUAUUAAUUUAUAGUUUAAUAAAUUUUUGUUACUCAA
Messenger RNA from Planococcus citri (citrus mealybug), 1887 nucleotides. RefSeq names its product leukocyte elastase inhibitor-like. Bases 297 to 1685 code for a protein of 462 amino acids. Gene Ontology annotation, molecular function: serine-type endopeptidase inhibitor activity. The transcript is spliced from 6 exons. Lineage: Eukaryota; Metazoa; Arthropoda; Insecta; Hemiptera; Pseudococcidae. The record is from RefSeq and is a predicted model, not a curated record.